Trichogramma pretiosum is the source of this 508-nucleotide messenger RNA. RefSeq lists its product as uncharacterized. The coding region runs from base 94 to 321 and encodes 75 amino acids. NCBI's taxonomy places the organism in Eukaryota, Metazoa, Arthropoda, Insecta, Hymenoptera, Trichogrammatidae. The record is from RefSeq and is a predicted model, not a curated record. The transcript has 3 exons.
AGCCGAGCUUGCGCAAAUCCUCGCUCGUAAAACGUCAAAGAGAGUGAUUCUCUGCCUUUCAGAAUUUUCUAAAGCAGUUUUUCAACAAAAAACAUGUGGUACGAGACCCUUCCACCGUUGUUGAUUAUCGGAGUGUUGAUGACCACAUAUCAAGUAAACAGUGUGUUGGUCACAAAGCUUUUGAUGGGCGUGCCGUACCGGAGAGAAAUUGACGAUGUUUUCCAGCGUGUUAUGUGGACGAGAGACACAAGAGUUUCUGGAGUACCAUGGCGCCUUGCGGGUUUGGAAAACAUCCCUGAUGAAACUCCCAAGAAGCAAUAAAUGAAUUAAGUUACUAACAUGCGAGCAGUUUUAAAACUUCAAUAUUGUAUAAUUAAUGUCACAUAAAUUAAAAUAAACAAAUGCCUCUGUUGAAUAUUUCUAGUUAAUUUUGAUUUAAAAAUAGUUACAAGUUGUAAUGAAAAACGCAAAAUAAAGAUCGUUGCGUUGAAAAGCAAGACAAACGCGA